This is a messenger RNA of Olea europaea var. sylvestris, 827 nucleotides long. RefSeq names its product dicarboxylate transporter 1, chloroplastic-like. The record is from RefSeq and is a predicted model, not a curated record. NCBI's taxonomy places the organism in Eukaryota, Viridiplantae, Streptophyta, Magnoliopsida, Lamiales, Oleaceae. Bases 200 to 622 code for a protein of 140 amino acids. Gene Ontology annotation, biological process: transmembrane transport. Gene Ontology annotation, molecular function: transmembrane transporter activity. The transcript has 2 exons. Gene Ontology annotation, cellular component: membrane.
CUUGUAAAAUCACUUUUCUUGAUAUUUCUUCUACCAGGUGGGGCUAUGGAUUUUUGGAGGUACCCUGAACAUCGAUGCUGUUACUGCAGCAAUUCUUGGAUUAGCUGUCCUCCUUGUGACUGGGGUUGUCACGUGGAAGGAAUGCCUAGCUGAAUCCGUUGCUUGGGACACACUUACUUGGUUUGCUGCACUUAUUGCUAUGGCUGGGUAUCUAAACAAAUAUGGACUCAUCUCCUGGUUUAGCCAAACUGUUGUUAAGUUUGUUGGUGGAUUGGGACUUCCAUGGCAGUCAUCUUUUGGCAUUCUGGUUCUUCUUUACUUCUAUUCUCACUAUUUCUUCGCAAGUGGGGCUGCUCAUAUCGGCGCCAUGUUUACAGCAUUCUUAUCCGUAGCUAGUGCUUUGGGUACACCACCAUAUCUCGCAGCCAUGGUCCUCUCCUUUCUGUCUAAUCUUAUGGGUGGCAUUACACAUUACGGAAUUGGAUCAGCACCCGUGUUUUAUGGCGCUGGCUACGUGUCACUUGCCAAAUGGUGGGGCUACGGAUUCUUGAUCUCCGUAGUCAAUCUUAUUAUCUGGCUCGGAGUUGGAGGUGUUUGGUGGAAGGCCAUCGGCUUGUGGUAGACCAUCUUCGUUUCAGUAAUCGUACUUCAUCACCUUCAUCUGCUAUGGUUUUGGUUUAGUAUUCGAGUCUUUUUACGAUCAAAUUGAGGUAGGCUUGGUGGCAUCGGAGGGACAUAUGGUAGUAUAUACGUGCUAUUUAUGGCUCAAUUUAGGAUUGUGCUUGAAUUUUGAAAUUGAAAUUGCAUAUUCCAUUAUUUUUAUUGAA